GGGGACUUUUUUUUGAGGAGGAGCAUGGUUUGGGGGCCCCUAGAGGAGGCAGGUUUCCAAGGGAGAGACUUCAGAAGCUUGAACACUCGGCUGACCGAAUUUACCGGAAUCAUGGACACGGACCUCUUUAUGGAGUGUGAGGAGGAGGAGCUGGAGCCAUGGCAGAAGAUGAGCGAUGUGAUCGAAGACUCGGUCGUGGAGGACUACAGCUACCUGGACAAAACGGCGACAGCAACAGUCUCGGUCAGCCUCCAACCCGUCUCUGCUCCGCUUCCGAUCGUUGCUCAGCAGUCUCUCAGCAGCCAGUACUCCACUGCCACCACUGUGACCAACAGCAUCACACAGAGCAGUGACCAGACGAAGAAGACUUUGGUGACUCUCUUUGCAAAUAACAGUGGUCCAACACCCAUCGUACAGCCUGGUGGCCAGCCACUCAUACUCACCCAGAAUGCGGCAUCUGGUCUGGGCACCAUGGUCACCCAGCCUGUCCUUCGCCCCAUGCAGGUUAUGCAGAAUGCCAACCAUGCCAACAACUCAUCUGUGGCAACACAACCUAUCUUUAUAACCACCCAGGGGUUCCCGGUUCGGAAUGUACGGCCCGUACAGAAUAGCAUAAAUGCCAUGAACCAGGUGGGGAUCGUACUGAACGUCCAGCAGGGCCAGACAGUCAGACCCAUCACGAUCGUGCCAGCUCCAGGCACCCAAUUUGUGAAGCCUGCCGUGGGAGUUCCUCAAAUGUUUUCCCAGGUGGCCCAGGUCAGGCCCGCUCCAGCUGUCCCAGUAAGACCAGCCACCAACACCUUCACUACAGUCAUCCCAGCAACCCUGACCAUCAGGAGUACAGUCCCUCAGUCUCAGGCUCAGGGCAACAAGUCCACCCCUAGCACAUCAACCACAUCGGCUCCAAGCCAGCCCCCGGUGGCUCUCCGGCAGAUAGCUGUGCAGCCACAACCAGUACCCGUGAGCCAAAACAACCAAAACACUAACCCCAAAGUAGUGAGCAUUGCCAGCUUUGUAGCCGUAAAGAGACCCGGUGAUACAAAUGACGUGGUGAAGUUUGUGAAUGCGGUGAGCGGCAGCCCGACCGUGGUCCACAACACGAGCCAGAUGGUUUUCUCCAGCAGCAUCAACAACAGCCCCAACAGCAGCGGUUUGCAGAAGGCCCCUACGACCGAGCCCCAGGGUCUGAAAGCAACUCCUACGUCCGCGUCGCAGUUUGAUUCCUCAGACGGUGGAAGGAAGUUCUGCCCUAGGUGCCACGCUCAGUUCCGCGUAACAGAAGCCCUUCGAGGGCAUAUGUGUUAUUGCUGCCCUGACCUUGUGGACUUCUCGAAGAAAAACAAAGCUUUAGAGAGCGAACCAACACCUCAGAUCGCAAAUGCAUCCACGCCAGAUAAAACGGUGUCGGCGGCUCCUCCGGCUUCUGUAACACCGGGAGCCCUGGUGCCACCGGCUAGCAAAGCUCAGGAACUGGGCUCCGAGGAGGUCACGCAGGGCAAGCUCAUUAUGCUGGUGGAUGACUUCUACUAUGGCAGGGAUAUUGGACGCACCUAUCAGAUGCAGGGAUUACCCAAGGUGGCCACCACCUUCCGCUGUCCGCACUGUGCCAAGCGGCUGAAGAAUAACAUCAGGUUCAUGAAUCACAUGAAGCACCACGUGGAGUUGGAUCAGCAGAAUGGGGAGGUGGACGGGCACACCACGUGCCAGCACUGUUACCGUCAGUUCUCCACACCUUUCCAGCUACAGUGUCACCUGGAGAACGUGCACAGUCCGUACGAGUCCACCACAAAGUGCAAGAUCUGCGAGUGGGCCUUUGACAGCGAACCUCUCUUCUUGCAACACAUGAAGGACACGCAUAAGCCCGGCGAGAUGCCAUACGUGUGCCAGGUGUGCAGCUACCGCUCCUCCAUCUACGCAGAAGUGGACGCGCAUUUCCGGUUAAACCACGAAGACACGCGCCACUUGAUGUGCGUUUACUGCCUGAAGGUGUUUAAGAACGGAAAUGCCUUUCAGCAACAUUUCAUGCGACACCAGAAGAAGAGCGUAUAUCACUGCAACAAAUGCCGCCUCCAGUUCCUCUUCGCCAAGGACAAGAUCGAGCAUAAACUGCAACAUCACAAAACCUUCCGCAAGCCCAGGCAGCUGGAGGGUUUAAAACCCGGCACCAAGGUGACCAUCCGCGCUUCACGAGCGCCGCCACGGACCCUUCCCGUGUCGUCGCCGGACGCACCUUCGUUACCGUUGACAGACAUUGACACCGAGACUCCGUCUGUGGACACGGUGCCGCAGAGCAACAUCCAGAGAGGGUCGGUGAAGAGGAUAUUUGAGACGCUCUCCAGCUUCCAGGCUGCCAGGGCACCUCCGGGGAAACGGUCGUGUCUGGAGUGUAACUUUGACAUUCCUGACUUGAAGAACCAUUACCCGACAUACGUGCACUGCUCUCUGUGCCGCUACAGCACCUGCUGCUCUCGGGCGUACGCCAACCACAUGAUCAAUAAUCACGUCCCGAGGAAGACACCCAAGUACCAGUCCCUGUUCCAAGGAUCUUACCCAAGCGACGUGAUGGCUCUGGCGUGCACAUCUUGCCUCUUUGUAACACGGAUUGGAGACGCCAUGGCCAAGCACCUGGUCUUCAACCCGUCGCACUCCUCCAGCUCUGUCAUGUUCCCAAACUCCUCGUCUCCCUGCUUUUUAAGGAUUACUGGUCCUAGAAUAGAAAGCGUGGCGCACGUGACGUUACCCGACAGAGACAGCAGGGAGUCCGAGUUGGAAGACGCGUCGCUGGUUUCAGCAUCUCCCAGUCCGGUUAGCGAGGAGAAGACCAUCAAUGUUGAUGAUCUUGAGGACGUGGAGGAGGAACCUGAGCUGCAAGGCUUCGAUGUCCAGAACAAGCAGGAGCAGCUGAGCGUGAAGAAGCUGCGCGUGGUCUUAUUUGCUCUGUGCAGCAGCAUCCGGCAGGCUUCGGAGCAUUUCCACAACUCCCCGCGGCGCAUCCGGCACUGGCUGCAGCAGUUCCAGACCUUCCAAGGGGAGAACCAGGAAGGCCUGUCGGAGGGCAAGUAUCUGGGCACGGAGGCAGAGGAGAAGCUGGCAGAGUGGGUUCUCACCCAAAGAGAGCAGCAACAGCCCGUGAACGAAGAGACCCUCUUCCAAAAAGCCACCAAGAUUGGACGAUCCUUAGAGGGAGGUUUUAAGAUCUCGUACGAAUGGGCGGUAAGGUUCAUGCUUCGACACAAUCUGAGCACGCACUCCAAGGUGGCCGUGGCUAAUCCUCUGCCCCAGGAAAUGGACGCCAACUCUCAAACCUUUGUAGAGUUUGUGCAGAGGCAGAUCCAUACCCAGGACCUUCCGCUGUCUAUGAUUGCUGCGGUGGACGAAAUCUCGCUUUUCCUGGACUUGGAGCUACUGGGCAGCGAUGAGAGGAAGGAAAACGCUCUGCAGACGGUGGGGACGGGGGAAGCGUGGCUCGACGUGGUCGUCACCAUCCUAGCUGACGGCAGCGUCCUCCCCACACUGGUGUUCUCACGAGGCCGCUCCUCGGCGCUCAGCGAGAUUCCGGAGUCCAUCAUACUGGAGAACAGAGAGGACGGUUAUACAGACGACGAGAUCAUGGAGCUGUGGUCUUCCCAGGUGUGGCAGAAGCACACCGAGUGUCAGAACAACAAAGGCAUGGUCGUGCUGGACUGCCACCGAUCCCACCUGUCCGAAGAGGUCCUGUCUGUCCUCAGUUCCACUUGCACUUUGCCAGCUGUCGUACCCUCGGGUUGCAGCUCAAAAAUCCAACCGCUCGACGUCUGCAUCAAAAGGGCUAUCAAGAACUUUUUGCACAAGAAAUGGCGCGAGCGAGCCAAGGAGAUGGCGGAGGCCAGCUGCGACUCCGACGUCCUGCUCCAGCUCGUCCUGUGUUGGCUAGGCGAAGUCCUGGAGGUGAUCGGCGAGCACCCGGAGCUGGUCCAGCAGUCCUUCCUGGUGGCCAGCGUCCUCCCCGGUCCCGACGGAACGGCAAACACGGCCAAGCGCAACGCCGACAUGCAGGAGGAGCUCAUCAACCUGCUGGAGGCGCAGCUGAAGCUGGAAGACGGGGAACGGGACGAGGACGGCGAGCGGUGCAGCGAGAGCCAGCCGGAGUACGCGGACCCGGACGCCCUGCAGCAGCUGUUUGAGGGGGAAAGCGACACCGAAUCCUUCUACGGCUUCGAAGAAACCGAUCUAGAACCCCUGUGAGCAGAGACUGCUUCGGCCCCAGAGUGUGUUUCGCUAUUGAAUUAAAGCAUUCCGUGUACCGCG
This is a messenger RNA of Spea bombifrons (plains spadefoot toad), 4287 nucleotides long. RefSeq names its product pogo transposable element derived with ZNF domain (gene POGZ). The transcript is spliced from 20 exons. Gene Ontology annotation, molecular function: RNA polymerase II cis-regulatory region sequence-specific DNA binding; DNA-binding transcription factor activity, RNA polymerase II-specific. NCBI's taxonomy places the organism in Eukaryota, Metazoa, Chordata, Amphibia, Anura, Pelobatidae. The coding region runs from base 25 to 4224 and encodes 1399 amino acids. Gene Ontology annotation, biological process: regulation of DNA-templated transcription. The record is from RefSeq and is a predicted model, not a curated record.